Messenger RNA from Hyla sarda, 1074 nucleotides. RefSeq names its product taste receptor type 2 member 4-like. The coding region runs from base 1 to 1074 and encodes 357 amino acids. The record is from RefSeq and is a predicted model, not a curated record. NCBI's taxonomy places the organism in Eukaryota, Metazoa, Chordata, Amphibia, Anura, Hylidae. Gene Ontology annotation, cellular component: membrane. Gene Ontology annotation, biological process: G protein-coupled receptor signaling pathway; detection of chemical stimulus involved in sensory perception of bitter taste; sensory perception of taste. The transcript has a single exon. Gene Ontology annotation, molecular function: G protein-coupled receptor activity; bitter taste receptor activity.
AUGCCUUUCCAUUAUGAUUUGCAUUAUUCCUUGAGAUAUAAGAUUUCUCCCUACACCAGCCGUAACCUGUUUCACCUUCCAUCAGUGCAGAUCACUAAUACCCCAGGAGAGAUGACUUCUUACAUAGAGAAUAAUAAUCCUUUGCUACAUUUGAGUCUCGUUGUUUCAACAGAAAUUGCCUUCAUAUUAGGACUAAUGACAACCGUCUUCAUCAUAACUGUCUAUGUUAUGGAUUGGAGGAAAGAAAGAACCAUGUCCACGUCUGACCAAGUCAUCGUCUCCAUCAUGAUAUUCAGGAUGAUUUCACAAUCUCUUCUCCAGCUGAGACUAUUCUGGAAAUUAUUCUGUACAAUGUGUUCUCCUAUAUAUGACUUUAUUAUCCAAAUCACUUCCAUCUCCUCUAUAUGUUCCUCCUUCUGGUUGUCCACUCUACUCGGCAUCAUCUUCUAUCUGAAGAUCUCCAACAUUCACAGUGACUUCUUCUUACAGAUGAGGAGACUAUUUUCAAAGAAGAUCCUAUACUUUAUUAUGGCUUCUCUACUGGUUUCCAUUGGCCAAACCUUAGUGACUUAUUUAGUUAAAUAUAGUCGUAUUGUUUUUAGCAAUUCAACAAAUGAUCAUGUCCAUGAAAUAUAUCUAAAACCUGCCGUAUUCUUCGGAAGCAUGUUUGUGUUAUUGUUUAUACGUUUCUUUUCCUCGCUGUUUCUUAUCACCUCUCUGUACCUUCACAUCAGACACAUGAGAUGUAACAAGAAUGUGACCAACUCUCUGGAUCCCUAUUAUAGAAUCAUUAAGUACAUUGCUGGUUCUUUCUUUACCUUUGUAUUAUCUGUCAUCAUCAAUUUAGUGGCAGAGAGGUUCUAUUACUUGUUGCGAUUGGUAAUCAAUUCUUUCUCUUUGAUCACUUUUGAAACAUUACAUUCGAUUUUACUGAUCUAUGUAACACCCAAGCUUAAGAAUCAAUUGUCCAGGAUCCUCAAGUCCUUAUCCAACUGCUGGAUGAAGAGAGAAGAACCUGAAGACUUAGAGAUGACUGUCACUACUGGAUACGUGAAUGGUGUCUCCAAGCUUUAG